Molecule: messenger RNA, 4769 nt
Organism: Panonychus citri (citrus red mite)
Lineage: Eukaryota; Metazoa; Arthropoda; Arachnida; Trombidiformes; Tetranychidae
Product: ecdysone-induced protein 78C-like
Exons: 8
Coding region: 516-2603 (695 amino acids)
Biological process (GO): regulation of DNA-templated transcription
Molecular function (GO): sequence-specific DNA binding; nuclear receptor activity; zinc ion binding
Source: RefSeq, a predicted model, not a curated record
AUUAGCCACAAUUGACAAAUUAACAAGAAAUACGAAAACUUAAUUCUCGCUCAUUGCCAAUCAAUCUGAAAACGAUUGAAAUCCAAAGGUUACAACUGAACAGCAAUAUUAUCCAAUAAUUCCAGUUAAACAAAUGUCCAGCAACAAGUAACAUGGUUACCAUUUGAAUCUUUUCCGUUGUUGUUGUUUGUUUGUUUUCUUCUUCUAUUUCUUAAUUGUAACUAAUUCGUUCGCAAUUGUUGUCUAAUUAACUUCCAACAAUUUGUUAACUUUUCUAAUAUAAAAUGUACAUACCUGUUAAUUGUUAAUCUUUUCUCUGUAAAUUAAUAUUUGGUGUCCAUUUGUGUCUUUGUUUUGAUGAACCGUUUUCCUUUUUUUCACCAAAAAAGGUAAAAAGAGAAAAGAAAAUUUUUUUUUUCUCUUUCUUUUUUCUUUCCUCUUUCUCUGUUUCUCUUUGUAAACAAAAUUGAUUAUCUGGAUUAACUAAUCUGGAUAUACAACUAACUCCUCUCCAAAUGAGCACAAGGAACCGCCGUUCAAGUAAUCGUAACAAACCAUCAUCAUCACCAGCAACCGUUGACCAUCAGCUCGCCAAUAGUACCAACAAUUUAAGUGAUAAUAAGACAACAAUUAGGAUUAAGAUUGAGGAUAUUAAGGAAAGCAAAUCCAUUGACCAUUUAGCUAAUUAUGAUCAACAUCACCAUGAAGAAGUUACAUCAACAACAAUAAUUGAUUCUCAUCACCAUCAUCAUCAUCAACAUCAUCUAACCAAUAAUAAUAAUAAUAAUAUCCAUCAACAGCUUAUAGUUAAUAUCAAAGAUGAAAUUGAUGAUAAAGUGAAUUUGAAAAAAUCAAUUGAUAAAUUAAUUAUCAACAGUAAUAAUAAUCAUGCAACUAAUAAUAUCAAUUCUUUGCAUAUAAAUGAUAAUAUUAUCAGUAAUCAUGAAAAUAAGUUGAUCUACACUAAUGAGAUUAGUAAUGAUAACAAUCAUGAUAACGAUGAUAAUGAUAAUAAGGAUAACAUUUAUACAUUAAGUACAAAAGAUUUCACUUUAAUUAAAAGGGAAUCGCCAACAACAAUUAACGAUACAAUUGUUGCAGUGGUUCCAGUUAUUCAAACGAUUACUGGAACAGGUAAUCAAGUACAAAUUCAACCGCAAUCAACAACAUCAAUAUUUAAUCGCGAUCAAUUAGCUUCACAUCAAACAACAACAACAUCAUCAUCAUCAAGUAUCAUCAACACACCAACAGCAUCAACAUUAAUUCAUGAAGAAAUAACCAAAGCCUUGGCGAUUAACACAAAACCGCCAUUAAGGGUAAUCGUUACAACAGAUACUCGACCAGGACCAAGUGGAUUAACAUCAAAAUCAUCAUCAGCAACAUUAUCAUUAACAACAACAAUCUCAGCUCAAAACAAUUGCUUCGAAGCAGCUGAUUCAAAUUCUGGAAAUACUCCAUCAAAGUCAUUCGUUCAAUGUAAAGUUUGUGGAGACAAAGCCUCAGGGUAUCACUAUGGAGUUACCUCUUGUGAAGGAUGCAAGGGAUUCUUUCGUCGGAGUAUCCAGAAGCAGAUUGAAUAUAAAUGUCUUCGUGAUGGUAAAUGCUUAGUUAUCCGGCUUAACCGUAAUCGCUGUCAGUAUUGUCGUUUCAAGAAAUGUCUUGCUGUUGGCAUGUCUAGAGACUCGGUCAGAUACGGUAGAGUUCCCAAGCGGUCACGUGAAAAGGGAGACGAUAACAGAGUGACCACUUCAGGAGCUGAACCAACAGAGACCAUUUUCAAUGAGAUGCAAUUAGCAACUUUUGAAAUGAUCGUUACCCUUUCGCAAGCUCAUUAUGCUCAUUGUUCAUAUACCGAGGAAAAGACCAGAGGUAUAAUGCGUAAACCGGCAAUAUUUACUAGUAUGGAUGAAUAUGGUUCACCUCAAUCGGAUUGUAGUCCAACCUCGGUAACUGCUGAUAGUUUGGAACAGCAAAAGAUUAAUAUGUGGCAGCGAUUCGCGGAUUUCAUUACACCUUCGAUAUCUCGAGUUGUCGAGUAUGCAAAACGGAUUCCAGGUUUCCUCGAAUUGUCUCAAGAUGAUCAACUAAUCCUGAUUAAAUCCGGUUUCUUUGAGAUUUGGCUUGUCCAUGUUUCCAAAAUGUUUGAUCCAAUUGACAAUACACUUACUUUCAGUGACGGCAAUUUUAUUACAAGACAACAAAUGGAGCUAAUGUUUGAUCAUGAAUUUGUCUCAUCAAUAUUCAACUUCAUGAUCGGAUUUAAUCAACUUCAUCUUCAUGAUAUUGAGAUCGGUAUAUUUGCUGCGAUUGCGUUAUGUUGUCCAGAUCGAUAUGGAGUUUAUGACGCUAAAGCUAUUCAUCGAAUCGAAGAGAAACUUUAUGAAGCGAUGAAAAUUCAAUCAGCUCGAACUCGAGGAUUCGACUCACGUUACCAUGAGAAUGUUGUGGUCAAGGUUCCAGAACUUCGAGCCAUUGGCAUCAAGCACGCUGAACAUUUAUCUUGGUUCCGAGGAAACUGGACUCGACUAAAGUUGCCCCCACUUUUUGCCGAAAUCUUUGAUAUCCCAAAAUCAGAAGACGAGCUUCUGUUAGUGGCUCAAUGAUGAUUUCCACAUGAUAAUCUGAACGAUUAAUCAAUAAUAAUUAAGUGAUAAUCUCUGAGAUAUAUAUACAAAAUAUACAUGGAUGAUGAUGAAAUUGAUUCUCUUGAUUUGAUUCUCAAUUUUAAUCACAAUCAAUUUAAUCUUUAUCAUCUCUCUCUCUCUUUUCUCACAUUUCGUUCUUGUAUAUAAAUCACUUAGCAAUUAAUUAUAUAUCUUGGCAUUAUUGUUAAUUAUUAUUGACAAUUUAUGAUUAUUAUCAUUAUUAUAUUAGGAAACAAAUAUGAUUUAAAUUGUGUAAAUUAUACAAUUUAAAUCAACUCUAUCUCUCUCUCUCUCUCUAUCUCUUUCUUAAACUAAUCACUACCAAACAUAAACGAGACCAAUUAAUUGACAAAUUUUUACCAACAAUUUACAAAAUCAAUCCAAUCAACCAACACAAGAAAGCAUUCAUCACAUUUAUAUAUUAUUACAAUUAAUAAUGAUAAUAAUCAAUCAGAUCCUUAUAUACACUCACACUGAUAAAUUAUACAAAACAAUUAACUAGAUGACGAUUUAAAUUGUUGUGAGUCUUGGGUUUGUCAAUGAUUAUAGUUAAAGAUAUAAAUAUAUAUAUACAAGUGUAAACAAAAUUAAUUGAUUGACAAUUAACUGAUGAUGAUUUGUCCACAGUUGAAAGUUUGUUUUUAAUUGUUUCUCUGUGGAUAAUUAAUUAAGAUAAAUUGUUUGCUGUAAGUGUGUUUGUAUGUGUCUAAUGAAAAAGGUUCAGUUAAUUGUUUUCAUUAAUCAGUGUCUUGUAAUUAAUUCAUCUUGACCAUUGAUCUAAUUAAUUGUUUAAGGAGAAGCAAAAAACAAAGUUAACAGUCAAUUAAUUUAAUCAAAAUGAUUAGUUAAUUGCUCUUAAUUAAGUCAUGGAAAAAUAUUGUUUUGUUUUGUUUUUGUUUUUCUUUGACUUUUCCCCUAAUCAAUUAAUUUAGUUUAAUUGUCAUCCUGAAAUCAUCAUCUCUUCCUGAAAGACUCAUCAUUAUCAUCAUUAUCAUCUUCAUCUUCAUCAUUUUUUAAAUUUAAAAUUGAUUAUAUCCCAUUAAUUAAAAGCUACAAUUAACUAAUUGUUAGGCCAAUCCACUUUGAACAGAUUCACUUUUGGUUAUCCCAAACUUUUGUAAUUAGUUUUAAUUUUUAUGACAAAACAAAUACAACAACAAAAUUAAGAUUGUCCAAUUUAAUCAAUUGUUAAUUGUAAACCACAAAAAAAAAAUACAAACCAAAGUGAUGUAAACAACAAUUAGUUAAUAGCUGAAAACAAUUAACGAUAAUAAUUUAUAACAAUGAUAAUAAUCACAAUUCCCAAAUAACUUUAAUCAUUAUAAAUGUUGAUAGAUGAAAGUAUAAUUUUAAUUUAUUUUUUCCCUCCACAGUUUUUUUAAUUAUCAUUAAUUGUGAAUACAUAAGAAAACCAUUUAAUUAUAAUAUAAAUUAGCACAAAGUGAUUAUUAUCAUUGUAUCAUUAUCAUUAUCAGUUAGUUAAUCCUAAUCCCCCAAUUUUGAUAAGAUUGUUAAAUUGUUAACUGGUUAUGAAAAGAGUCCAGAUUGAAGGAAAAAAAAAAAAUUAACUGAUCCAAACAAUUUAAUCAACAACAAUCCUGAUCAACAAUUAAAACCCCCAAUUUACAAAAUACAAACAACUUACAAAACAAACUUGAGGCACAAACGAAAACCACAAAAUCCACUUACAAUUAACUGUCGAGAUUAACUAAAUUAACCAUUUAAUCAUAAUUAGACAUCAAGUCAAUCAUCAUCAACAAAUCAUCUUCUCCACCCCCUUCCUCAUCUUCCCAAUUUCAUCUUCAUCAUUUCCUCUUCCUUUUCUAAUACUAUUAUUAUUGAAAAGAAGGAGAAAAAAAAAUUCCUUCUCUUUAAUUAUUGCAAAUUGAAAAUCAAUUUUUCUUAAUCUUCUAAUUAUUUUAUUUCUUUAUCUUCUCUCUCCCUUAAUCCCUUAAUCCCUCUCUCUCUCUCACACUCCCUCUCCCUCUCUCUCUCACUCUCUUAUUGUGUUUAAUCAUCUUUCAUCUCUGUUGCUAAAUUAAAUUGUAAAUCCUCCUCUUCUUAAUCCCUUUUCUGUUUAAUGAAAAUAAAAAGCUUACAAGAUAAGUUUCAUUGAUAAAUAAA